CGGGGGCGGGAGGGGGCUGGGGCCCGGCAGCGGCUGGAGCGCUCCAAGCCUUUCGGCGCCGCUCGCCUGUCCUUCAUCUCCGGUUCCUUCCGAGCGCGCAGUGCCCUGGCCCAUCCUUUGCCUCUCAGUCUUGACAGCUCGGCUAACUCCUAUUCACCCUUCGAAACCCAUCUCCGGUCGUACCUGGUUUGUCGCCUCCAUCAGUCCGUGGCCUCCGGCGCAGGAUCGGUGUUUUGUGUUUAAUCUCUGUCCACGCCAGAUAGAACAUAAGGCUUGGCACAGAGUAGGUUAGUCUGCCCUCAAAGGACAGCAAGAAACUGCAUCUUCAAUGGCUUCUUUGGUGGCUUAUGAUGACUCAGACUCAGAGGCCGAGACCGAGGCUGCGGGAAGUGUUAAUGCCACCAGCCAGAUGACGGACACUCGCGAUGUGGUCAAACCCCGAGGGCAGGAUUUUGCACCCGGAGGCCUGGACGUGACGGAAGGGGGAGCACUGGCCACAAAGCCUGGUUCUUGUGAAGACCCAGCUGGCCAUCGUCUCCCGCUGGCUCGGCUCUGGAGAAGUGACCCGGGGUCUUGCCCCAGCCGGAGGCUCCAGUGGCCCAGGACGGAGCCCGAAGUCACCUUCCCCACGAACGAGCCUCCUCGUCCUUCCCUGUGGGCCAGCCACACUCCGGCCGGCCACGUGCCCCUGGCAGCUGCCCAUGUUAAACAGGUAAAACCCUCCUGGGGGACUGCCGGCUCCCCUGAGCUGUCUUUCUGUGCCCAAACCAAAUGUGACACCUCAGGGACAAACGGCAGCUCCCUGCAGAGGAGAAGGCGUGAGGACUGCGUCAUCCCCUACACCCCGAAAAGACUCAGACAGUUGCAAGCAGUAGGUGCCGAAACAGGCAAGAGCAACGAGGCAGAGGCCCGGGGCCCCUGUGCCCGGCGAGCCCCGGCCCCGCUCUGCGUUGCCUCCAGAGUGUCCGAGUUUAUUCAGCCGUAUUUGGACAGCCCGUAUAAAGAAACCAAGAUUCCCAGGAGUGUGCUCUUCCAUCUGAGAGGCCACCGUGGCCCUGUCAACGGUGUCCAGUGGUGUCCAGUACCUUCUCAGAGCCACAUGCUGCUCUCAGCUUCUAUGGAUAAAACCUUCAGGGUGUGGAACGCUGUGGACUCAGGGGGCUGCUUGCAGACCUACUGCCCGCACAGCGAGGCCGUGCGGGCUGCCCGCUGGUCUCCCUGUGGCCAGCGCAUCCUCAGUGGGGGCUUCGACUUUGCCCUGCACCUAACAGACCUCGAAACAGGGACCCAGCUAUUCAGUGGUCAAAGUGACUUCAGGAUCACUACCUUGAAGUUUCAUCCCAAAGACCACAGCCUUUUUGUGUGUGGAGGCUUCAGCUCCGAAAUCAAAGCUUGGGAUAUAAGGACCGGCAAGGUGGUGAGAAGCUACAAGGCAGCCAUCCAGCAGACCUUGGACAUCCUCUUCCUCCAGGAGGGCUCCGAGUUUCUGAGCAGCACAGAUGCUUCGAGCCGGGACUCCGCCGACCGCACCAUUAUCGCCUGGGAUUUCCGGAGCUCCGCCAAAAUCUCCAACCAGAUUUUCCAUGAGAGAUACACCUGCCCCAGCCUCACCUUGCACCCGCGGGAGCCUGUGUUCCUGGCGCAGACCAAUGGCAACUACCUGGCCCUCUUCUCCGCCGUGUGGCCCUACCGGAUGAGCAGAAGGCGGCGCUACGAAGGGCACAAGGUGGAAGGCUACUCGGUGGGCUGCGAGUGUUCCCCGGACGGGGACCUGCUGGUGACGGGCAGCGCUGACGGCCGGGCCCUGCUGUACAGCUUCCGCACUGCCAGCCGAGCGCGGAUACUGCCCGGGCAUGCCCAGGCCUGUGUCGGCACCACCUUCCACCCUGUGCUGCCCUCCGUCCUCGCCACCUGCUCCUGGGAGGGUGAUGUUAAGAUCUGGCACUGAGCCUCCGAGUGUGGAACCUUCCAGACGCCAGCAGGGUCCCAGGCUCCCCUUCUUCUGUGGGGUGGGUUGUGUAAGCACUGAGGUUGGCUGCCUCCACCCCCCUGUAAGCCUCAGUUUCCUCAUCUGUAAAAUGGGGGCAAAGUCCGUUUGUCUCAGGGUCGUGAGGACCACAUUAGUGAAGGCACCUGGCAGGUUGCUGGUGACGCUCAAUAAAUGUGAGUGUUUUGCUA
Equus caballus (horse) is the source of this 2178-nucleotide messenger RNA. The record is from RefSeq and is a predicted model, not a curated record. Lineage: Eukaryota; Metazoa; Chordata; Mammalia; Perissodactyla; Equidae.